AUGGCCGGGUAUCGCUUUUUAAUGCGAUAUUAUGAUUCCGGAGACAAGAUUUACAUGUUUGGGUUUAGCCGUGGCGCCUUUACAGCUAAAUUUCUCGCCCGCAUGAUCCACACUGUCGGUCUGCUAUGCAAAGGUAAUGAGGAGAUGGUACCCUUCGCCUUUCGACUUUACCAGCGUUACCUAGCCGGAGAAAUCGAAGAUUACAUGAUUGAGCGAGAGAUUAAGAAGGCACAAGAGGAUGCUUCUGGCUGCUCACCAGCCGAUGGUGAAGAGGAGCUACUUGCCCCGCCUCUCGCCGCAGAGUCGGCACUUGACGAUGAGGGAAAUCCCGUACAGCCCCGGAAAAAGAAGCGCCACGGCCGUAAGUUCAAAAAGGCCCGUAACGAGAUUACUGCCUUCAGUAAUACGUUUUGCCGGAAAGAAAAGAUCAUCCGGCGCGGAAAAGAGGUCGAGAGUAAUAUCAAAGUCUACUUCCUUGGUAUUUGGGACUGUGUCAAUUCCGUCGCCGUUCUAGAACGGAAGACGCCUGUGCCCGUUCCGGUGAAGGGAACUGCACACUACGUUCGGCAUGCUGUUGCCAUUGAUGAGAGGCGCGUCAAGUUCAAGCCUGCACUUCUUGCCCAGGAUGUCCGCUGCAAGGGUAGUAAGGACGAGGAUAUUAAGGAAGUCUGGUUCCCUGGGUGCCACGGCGAUGUGGGCGGCGGUUGGCCCGCAGAGGAAGACGAUGCGCACGAGGUUGCUAGUACAAUGUCUAUUUGGCAACGCAUUAAGAGCUUCUGGACUACAGACAAGGCAAAGGAGGCUAGCCACGACGUCGCCAAGGACCCUUUCCAGAUGAGUGAUCUCGCACUAGCCUGGAUGAUCCGAGAGGUGGAGAUUGUGGGUCAGAAGGAUCCUGCCGCCGCCGUCAAAUGGUGUAAUAGUGUGAAUGGCUUCAAGCGGCGGUUCAAGAAGAGAAAGGAGCAAGCGUUACGCGGUAGGAUCCAUGAUUCGUUGCAGUUCAGCUCCGGCACGGGUUUUUUACCGUCUUGCUUUGGCAUUUUAUGGUUUGCUGGAGGCUGGAAAAUGAUGCUAAUUAUCAUCCGACCAACAACCACGGCGACAAUGAAGACCCUUGUUUGA
Parascedosporium putredinis is the source of this 1122-nucleotide messenger RNA. Lineage: Eukaryota; Fungi; Ascomycota; Sordariomycetes; Microascales; Microascaceae. The record is from the annotation of a GenBank genome assembly.